This is a messenger RNA of Pelodiscus sinensis (Chinese soft-shelled turtle), 3553 nucleotides long. NCBI's taxonomy places the organism in Eukaryota, Metazoa, Chordata, Testudines, Trionychidae. The record is from RefSeq and is a predicted model, not a curated record.
AUGAUAAUGUUUUUGCCAAGACUACUUAUCAGAUGCCAUAGCGGGUUAAGUAUGGAAUCCAUCAUGAAACCUGUUCAGCCGCAAAGUAUUAUGGCAGUCAUAUUAACUGUGGUGUGCUUUAUGCUGGAGCAUAUCCAGAGUCCGCUGGAACAAGGAAGCAUCACAGGAGCAACAAGUAUUUUUUCGAAUAAACUUACUUUUAUUUUUUUAACAGGUCCCUUCACAGAUGUCGUCACUACAAAUCUUAAGCUACGAAACCCAUCAGAUAGAAAAGUAUGUUUCAAAGUGAAAACCACAGCGCCUCGUCGAUACUGUGUGCGGCCCAACAGUGGGAUUAUUGAUCCAGGAUCAUCUGUAACUGUUUCAGUAAUGUUACAGCCUUUUGACUAUGACCCAAAUGAGAAGAGUAAACACAAGUUCAUGGUACAGACAAUCUUUGCACCAUCAAACACUUCAGACAUGGAGGCAGUGUGGAAAGAGGCAAAACCAGAUGAACUAAUGGAUUCUAAAUUGAGAUGUGUGUUUGAAAUGCCCAAUGAAAAUGAUAAACUGCAGCGUGGGGUUGCAGAACCUAAUCCUUUAGCCGCUGGUUUAGUCACUCCCUUAAAUCUUGCACUGAGAAAUCUGCCGAGUACUGAGGGUAUGGCUCACCUGCCACCUCAGGAAUUACCUACACCAGGAUACAAGUAUUUCACUCCAGUGAGCAGCAACUUUCUUCAGACACCUGUCAGUUAUAGCCAGAAGAUUGACAUGAAGGAACCAAUCAGUGAGGUCAGACAGCAGAUGAAGCAGAACGAUAUAGAAGCAAGUAAAUCUGCCCCAGUCCUGAAUACAGCUAAACAGGAUGGACCGAUGCCAAAACCACAUAGUGUGUCUCUUAAUGAUACUGAAACAAGGAAACUAAUGGAAGAGUGCAAAAGACUUCAGGCUGAUAUUAUGAAACUGUCAGAUGAAAAUCGACACCUGAGAGAGGAUAACUUGAGGUUCAGAAAGGUUGCACACUCCGAUAAAUCUGGAUCACCCACAGCCUUGACCCUCAGAGAUAAUGGUUCCAAUCCUCUUCCUUCGCUUCUUGUUGUAAUUGCAGCCAUUUUCAUUGGAUUCUUUCUAGGGAAAUUCAUCUUGUAGAGCGAAGCAUGCAGAAUGCGGCUUCCUUUUUUUCCCUUGGCCAGAAAAAUUUGUUUACCUACCACUUCAUUGGUAGUAUGGCCCAAGUGACCAUUUUUGUGUACAGCAUCAUACAGGCUUUGCCUUUAAUGAUCUCUCACGGUUAGAAAACACAAUUUUAAAAAAAGACAAACUGUUCGGCUACUGGACAAAAAUUGUACAUUAAAUCAUCAAUAGCAGGUGUGAGUUGCACAUUCAGUCCUUUAUGAAAAUUCAUAAAUAAAGAAGCGUUCUUUCUUUCUGUGGUUUUAAUAAGAGUUCAAAAAUUGUUCAGAGUCUUGUAAAUGUUAUUUUAAUAAUCCUUUAAAAUUUUAUCUGUUGCUGUUACCUCUUGAAAAAUGAUUCAUUAGAUUGUUAAUCCCAUUCAUUCAGGAAUAUGACAAGAGGUUUUCUGCGGGAAAUGGUGCCUCUUAACUGUAAAUUUACUCCUUUACCUUAUUUUGCUAAUAUCAUGGCAGAAUUUCUCUCUUAUCCCUUGUGAGGCAGUUACUGGCAAUUUUUCAUCCUUACAAUCCUGUCCCAUGGUAUUUAACAUUAAAACAGAAAUAAAAUUAACAGAUUUUCUGCUGGGUAGCCUGUCGUGUGUGUCAUACUUUUAGAGGGAUUCCUAACAAGUUUAUUGUUCAUGGUAAUUUGCUAUUUGUAAGAAAUGGAUGUUUUCCAAUUUACUUUAAGUUUUUGGCUUAGACUGUUGUAUUUGAAGCUUGAGAAAACGUAUUCCCAUUCGAUUUAUGAAGUGCUGAAUAGUUUUAUAGCUGCUUUCAGCUAUAGAAAAGCUAAUUAUCAAAUUUAUUUUGAGACCUAGAAAUAAUUUGGGUAUCCAGCAGGUAUAAAUAUUGGGAGACAAAUGUUUGAAGUUUCUGGUAUUUAAAUAUUUACUUGGAUUGUCUGGGUGUAUUACAGUCAACCUUCUGUUGCAUCUUUGCGUUUGUUGGGUGUCUAACGGGGCAAAUUUUCCUUUGGUUUCAGAAAGGGUAAAUCAUUCACGUUUUCUAAUCUUUCAGUUCUCUUUGCAACUCCAUUUUAACUGAUUCUUAAAUACAUUUUUUUCUAUUCAAAUACCCAUAAUGAAUUUCCAUGAUGCAUUAGAGUUGAUAUUUGCUGACCAAGCCUCCAAUUAUUUAACUUCCAAAAGUUAAAAGAAAAAACACAAACUUUUCAUGCAACUCUUAGCAAAUUUACCUGUGCUAUUAAUCAUGUGUAUCUAAGUUUUAAAGAAUGCAUUUAUUGGGUCUGAAAUGCUUCCCUGCACUUAAUCUUAUGUCUUGUCUCAUUUCUGAUAUACAGGUCAUAAACCAAGUAGAUAGUAGUAUUGAAACAAAAUAUAUCCAUAAUUCUGACUCAGCAUAAUCUAGCACAGGAAAUUACUUGUAAACUGACAAAUUCUGGAAAAGAGAUACUUCUGUAUGCAAAAUUGUGCAUGUACUUGGACAACUUGACUUGAUGUGGUGCAGCUAAGUGUGUUAGACCUUGUGUGUACACACAUUGUUUAGCUGAGAAAAAUUAUCUAGGAAAAACACUCAUUAUCUUCAUUGCCUUUGAUUUCUAGUGAUUUUUAAUGAACUAAUAUACUUACAUCAUGAUUUGUCAUUGCUGUCUGUAGUAAACUUCUAUGAAAAAAAAUCUUGCAUAUGUACAAGGAAGACAACAAAGAAAAUACAAAUAUUACUUACCUUUUCACUUAAACGCAUGCAAGUACAGAUGUAUCCAUUUGUAUGUUCCAGUAUCUGCAUUCAAGCCUCCUUUCAGGUUAAUGACUAGAAAAAACAUUCUGAAACCUUGAUUAUUUUGUUUUCCUUGGUUCAGAAACCAAUACAAUUCUCCAACUUAUGCUCUGUCAAAAUGGUGAUAUAUCUGACUGUAUAAACCUGUUUCUUAAAGGAAAGCUGACAACAUGUAAACUAAAAAAAAGCUAUAGUGUGCAGGAUGUAGUUUGCUUCAAACAAAGCAAUCAUAUACUAGUUUAUGUAAAGAAUUGUAAUAAUGCCCAGCAUUUUCAGCAUUGUUAGAGCAGAAAAAGUCAUUUCUUAAUACAGUCAAUUUUUGUUGGAUGUUUGGCAUCAGUACUUUAGAAUGGGAAAGGAUACAUGUAUUGAGAUAAAAUGAUUAUAAAAUCAGCUAGCUGAUUAAUAUGAUUUUUUUUAUAAAUAUGAAGUAGAUGGAAAUUGGUAUGGUUGGAGUAAUAUGUGCAGACUAAAAGUGCACACAGGCACCAUAACUAAUAUACAUAACAUGAGGUGCUCCUGAUAUAAGGAGACUCUUUUGGUUUCCGGUAUCCUUCAUAGCUGUAUAUAAAAUGUAAUGCUAAAAUUUAUUUUGCUCUCAGGAGUGUCUUUGGAUGAGAUCAACUGUAUUCAGUGAAUUAUGUAAUAUGGAUUAAAUUGUU